AUGGCGGCACACGGUCAAAGUUUCUCGAGACGAAGGUUGCAAGUUCAUGAAAUAUUAUCUGCUUUGGAGUGUGAGGAGUAUGAUAAUACUGUGGAAAAUAUCAUUUACGUUGAGCCCCCUAUUGAGCAUGCCGAUCAGGUUACUGACGAAGACAGUGACAAGUCCGAUGAGGAGCAUAGUGCGAACCUAAAUCACUUAGGACGAAGACUGCUGCAAGCUAGCUGCGAAUUGCAACGUUCUCGAGGUGAUAGCGAUAUUUCUACUCCAUCAACGUCUUCAGCACUCGGUUCAAAUAAGCAACGAACAUCAAAUGAUAACGUUUUAUCAAGAAGCGAUAGUGAAGACGAGCAGCCCCUUUCUAUUUUCAUGUCUCAUAACAAGCCUUCAAGGUCUGCACCGCCAACUAAAAAGAAAAAAUCUACAGGUUGGAAAAAAGAAGAACCCGCUUUUAUUUGCACUGAAUAUCGUCCACAGCCACCAUCAGAUGAAAGUAAAAAAUGUCAAAAUCCUCUGGAAUACUUCAAACUAUUUUUUCACAAUGAUCUCAUCAAACAUAUAGUCAAACAAACAAACCUGUACGCUUUGCAAAAAAACAAACCUUUGAUGGCAACAGAGGACGAAAUCUAUGUUAUUUUAGGAGCAAUGCUUUUGUCGGGUUAUGUCAAGUUGCCAAAGAAGCGAUUGUAUUUUUGCAAGGAUAAUGACGUGCCUACAAUUUUACAAGAUAGCAUUAGAUGCAACCGUUUUGAGUUGAUUCUUCAACAUGUACAUUUGAACGAUAAUAGCGAGCUCAAUGAAACAGAUAGAUUAUAUAAAUUACGACCUGUUCUGGAAAGCCUAGGUGAAACAUUUCAGAAACACUACGGGAUGGAUGAACACUAUAGCGUAGAUGAAAGCAUGAUCCCGUAUUACGGAAAACACUACGCUAAACAGUUCAUCCGUGGAAAGCCAAUUAGAGUUCUGAAAAAAAAAGAUUUUGGAGUAGGUGGCGACGUAGUUCUCAACCUAAUUACAUUGAGCAAACUUCCACCAAACAGUGGCAUAAAAUUGUUUUUUGACAAUUAUUUUACAUCUUUGAGCCUGAUGAGACACCUGAAGGAGCUUGGCUAUUAUGCUACAGGCACCUUGAGAGCUAAUCGCACUGAGAACUGCCCAGUCAAAGACGUAAAACAAUUCAAGAAGGAGGCGCGAGGUCAUUACGAUUACCGAGUAGCUGAUGAUGUUUUCGUAUGUCGGUGGAAUGAUAACAAUGUUGUCACAGUAGCCACUAAUUUUGAAAAAUCUGGCAAUUACAUCUGCCACACGCUGGUCCAAUGA
Molecule: messenger RNA, 1317 nt
Organism: Leptosia nina
Lineage: Eukaryota; Metazoa; Arthropoda; Insecta; Lepidoptera; Pieridae
Source: the annotation of a GenBank genome assembly